This is a messenger RNA of Dibothriocephalus latus, 852 nucleotides long. Lineage: Eukaryota; Metazoa; Platyhelminthes; Cestoda; Diphyllobothriidea; Diphyllobothriidae. The record is from the annotation of a GenBank genome assembly.
GUAGAACCAAUUCGCGUCUUGAUUACGGGAGCAGCUGGACAUAUUGGAUAUGAUUUGGCAAAUCUCAUUGCACAUGGUUCCAUGCUGGGGAAGCAUCAGCCGGUUAUUUUGCACCUGUAUGAUGUACCAGGCAUGUUACCCUACAUACAUGGUCUGGCGAGUGAGCUGAGGGAUUGUUCUUUGCGGCCACUCGAGAAAGUAAUUGCAACAACCGAUAUUUCCGUCGCAUUCGCUAAUAUAGAUGUGGCUAUAAUGCUAGGAUCUAUAAAAAUCCAGGAGGGAAUGGAAAAGAAAGAUAUAUUAAGCGACACUUUAGCUCUAUUUAGAACACACGGCGAGGCCCUUGAAAGGUACGCGAAAAAAGUGGUUAAGGUAGUUGUCGUCGCUCACCCGGCAAACACAAACGCAUAUAUUUUGACCAAAUUUGCGCCGUCUAUCCCUAAGAACAAUUUCUCGUGUCUGCUCCGCCUCGAUCACAAUCGCGCUAAAAUCGCCAAGCGCUUGGGAGUUUCGUGCGGUGCCGUUCACAACGUUGUGGUCUGGGGUUGCCAUGGAAAUACGGAAUUCCCUGACCUCUCACACGCCUAUGUUAUACGCGGAAAUAGGAAGAUACCCGUUCCGAUGGCCCUCGACAAUGAGGACUGGACCAAAAAUGCCUUUGUAAACCACAUUCGGGAUAAGAGCGCUGCGGUUUCAGCGGAGGCAAUGAAGGCAAUAAAUGCAUGCAACCGAGAGCCGACCAUCGUCGAGGGAUUGCCCUUCGACGACUGGGGAGACGACAAAUUUGAAACGACCGCCCGGGAGCUGAUGAGUGAGCGACAGAUUGUCCUUAACGCUUGUAAGGAUGAAUAG